AUGAAUUUUACAAUACUGCAUGAAAUUAUUCGUGGUCACAUACGCCGCGGGAACCACUUUGCAGUUUUGGGGCUGUUGGCCCUCACUGUGGUUCACGAGGAUCCAGCGUUUUGGCAGACGUGUACGUAUCAUGAUGGUAUUGCGUCUGCGGUAAUUGCCUCCUUCUUGGCGAACCGUGGAAUAGAAGGCCCUCCCACACCGGAGACCAGAUCCACUGGAAGCGAGACCAGCCCGAAUAUAAGCCAAGAUCCACUGACAGCGAACGAGCUGUACAUUAUGCUGCGACGCAUACGCGGUGAGGACGCCCUUCUCUCCCGGUUUAUUGAUCAGUUGGAAACGGGAUCCGUCAAGGGAAAACAAGGCAAUAAUAGAAGCAGCAACAAUAAGGGCAGCAAUAAAAUCGGCGUAGACGCGUCUUUACCGUUUGCCGAGGUGCAGGUGAAGCUUGAGGAGCUUUGUGCCGUACUACAAGAGCGUUUCCAAAGCCGCGAUAGAAGAAGCAACCAAACACGAGAGGUAUCUGAUUCUCUGGCCACCACUGGGUCUCAGGCGUCGAAGCGUACACGUGAAUCAGAUGGCAUAGAGGAAACUUGCGCCAAUCUUGUGAUGGAGUCAACUGCCGUUGUCUGUCCAGAGGCCCGUUGCCUGGAGCCCGUGGAUGGCCAUGGUGGGAACGGAUGCAGUAAUGCGCUGGACGUCUUGGCACGUAUGCCUCCAUUGCCCGGUUCCACUCGCGCCCUAACCUCCUUUGACGCUGUAGCGGGUUUAGUGACCCACGACAAAUGCGAAGCGUCCGCUUCUCACGGUUCUGGGGGUCGAGAGUCAGAAGCAAACGGGGGUUUAAGUUGUGGCAUCGCCACUGUAGAGCCGCGGCCGAAGCAGCGUCGACACAAGUUCACUCCUGAAGAGGAUGAGGCUAUACUGCAGGGUGUGGCGCGAUUUGCAAAAGGUCCUGGAAGGUUUGAAAGUAUCCUUUAUGCUUACCGUGGUGUGUGGCAUCCUGCUCGGACGGCAACGCAGCUGCAUGAUCACUGGCGGGGAAUUCUGCGACAACGGGCUGUUCUCCACCAGGAAGGCUAUCGAGGGAAAAACAGUCUUGCAGCACGUGGAGGUAAAAGUGGAUUGGGGUAG
Molecule: messenger RNA, 1131 nt
Organism: Trypanosoma rangeli
Lineage: Eukaryota; Euglenozoa; Kinetoplastea; Trypanosomatida; Trypanosomatidae
Product: TTAGGG binding factor
Exons: 1
Coding region: 1-1131 (376 amino acids)
Source: RefSeq, a predicted model, not a curated record